Molecule: messenger RNA, 2870 nt
Organism: Athalia rosae (coleseed sawfly)
Lineage: Eukaryota; Metazoa; Arthropoda; Insecta; Hymenoptera; Athaliidae
Product: 26S proteasome non-ATPase regulatory subunit 2-like
Exons: 11
Coding region: 427-2760 (777 amino acids)
Biological process (GO): proteasome-mediated ubiquitin-dependent protein catabolic process; regulation of protein catabolic process
Cellular component (GO): proteasome storage granule; proteasome regulatory particle, base subcomplex; proteasome complex
Molecular function (GO): enzyme regulator activity
Source: RefSeq, a predicted model, not a curated record
AUCAAAGAAAAAAUGAAUUUUUAGAUCUGAAGAUACCUGCAAGUAUAUUCACGAGUCUAUGAAUUCAUUGAGGUUAUCAAAAAAAGGGCUAUUUUUUCCAAAAAUAUGGUGUUGGAAAAAGAUUCCGAAAUGGUAAGCCAGAAUCAACAAAAUAAAAAAUCUUCACUCCAUAUCGGUUAUUUCAAAUUACAGAACGAAUGAAUAAUCCAAAAAACAUCUCUCAAAAUGUUUCAAACCUUCCUUGUAUAUUUUUAAAUUUCUAUUCUUUAUCUAGUCGGAUUACGACAAAUGCUUGCAAGAGGAACUCCUGAACUUAACAGAAGUGUUAUUGGUAAGUAGGUACAACAACAAAAAUAAUAUGAAGCGAACGAAACAGAAAAAAAUAUUUAAUCGAGAUGUUUGAAAUCUUAUUCAAGAAAUAUAAUAAUGGAUUUCCAGAGACCUGAUGAAAAUCGUUGGCAAGAUGCGUUGUCGGAUCUCCGUGGUUUGAUAAUGACAUCGACAACUUCAAUGACAUCGGUGCCAAAGCCGUUGAAAUAUCUGAGAAAUUCGUACGGAGUUUUGAAGACAGCUCACUCGAAAAUUAAUAGCGAAAAAAAAGAAUCUUUGAAGAAAGAUUUUUCGGAUAUAUUGAGCGUUCUAGCGAUGGCGGGAUCCCCUUCUGGGUCACGCGAGUGUCUUAAAUAUUGUCUUCAAGGUAAUAUGAAAAAUCCAGGAGAAUGGGGACACGAAUAUGUUAGACAAUUAGAAGCGGAAAUAGCCGAAGAAUGGGCCCUCAUCCCAUUAAGUGAAGAGGACGUAAUUAGGAAGCGAUUGAUACCUCUGGUGAAAAAAAUCCUCAAUUUCGAUAUGAAACACAACGCUGAAAUACAAGCGUGCGAUUUAUGCUUAGAAAUCGAUCAACUUCAUCUCAUGAAGGAAUACCUGGACAGAACGAAUUUCAAAAGAGUUUGCUCGUAUUUGGUCAGCUGCGCUUCGUACAGCGAAGAGAUGGAACGUACACUGAUAUUGGAGACGGUGGUUUCGGAUUACUUAAAAUUCGAAGAAUAUUCUCAAGCGAUGUUGGUCGCCUUGCAACUCGGAGACGACGAAAUCGUGACAACUUGUUUAGAGAAAUGUCAAGAUUCCACGGUCAGAAAACAACUGGCUUUCAUUCUUGCCAGACAACAGGGCCGUCCCUUGAAACGCGUCUACGAAGGAGAAGAUGCGAAAGAGAUAGAAUUGAUCCUGAGUAACGUUCACGUGAACGGUCACUUUCAAAUUCUGGUAAGAGAGCUGGAUAUUCUGGAGGCCAAAAGUCCGGAUGAAAUAUACAAAUCGUGGCUGGAAGCUGGAUCAGGAUUGAGAAGCUUGGUAACGGAUAUUCGCGAUUCCGCGCGAGCAAAUUUAGCCGCAAGUUUCUCCUCCGCCUUCGUUCACGCGGGUUUCGGAGCGGAUAAACUCAUGUCGAAUACCGAGGACUGCUGGGUGUACAAAAAUAAGGAUCAUGGAAUGUUUUCCGCCACCGCUUCUCUGGGAUUCAUCCAUUUAUGGGACGUAGACGGUGGCCUCGUCCCCAUCGACAAAUUUUUAUACACGUCGGAGGAUUUCAUAAAAUCGGGCGCGUUAUUGGCUAUUGGAAUUGUGAAUUGCGGUGUAAGGAACGAAUGUGAUCCAGCGUUGGCUCUUUUGACCGAUUACUUGUGCGAUAACAGUCAAACUUUGCGAAUUGGUUCAACUUUAGGACUUGGAUUAGCUUACGUUGGAUCUCGAAGAUCCGACGUAUCCGAACUUCUGAUCGCUCCAUUAUCGGACAGAAUAAGUAAUAUGGAGGUCGUUUCUAUAGCCGCGAUUUCAUUGGGACUCGUCAACGUUGGUUCGGGUGACGCUGAAGUUUCAACGGCAAUUCUUCAAAAACUGUUAGAAUUAACACCCCUUCAAUUAUCGACGCCGUAUUUUAAUUUCUUGCCGUUGGCUCUUGGAUUGGUUUACAUGGGUCGUCGUGACAUGAUCGAAGCUGUAUCAGCUGCCCUGGAAGUUCUACCAGAUCCUCACAAAGUAUCGGCGCAAACUAUGCUUCAAAUCGGUCGUUACGGAUCACCACCGGGAAGACGUGCGGUUCCCUUAUCCUUGGCACUCUCUUCUUUGUCGAAUCCAGAUCCGAUCGUCGUUGACGUUUUGAAUAAAUACAGUCACGAUUCCGAUGCCGACGUCGCUUUCAACGCGAUAUUUGGACUCGGUUUAGUGGGUGCCGGUACGAAUAACGCACGUUUAGCGACAAUGCUAAGACAAUUGGCUGCUUACCACGCAAAGAAUCCUCUUCACCUCUUUUUGACUCGGGUCUCGCAGGGGUUGGUCCAUUUGGGAAAGGGCACUUUGACUCUGUGUCCGCUACGUUACGGAUCGAAAAUAUUGGACCAAUCUGCGUUGGCUGGAUUAAUGAUAGUGCUGAUAGCGUUCCUCGACUGUCGAAAUUUAAUCCUGUCAAGAUCUCAUUACUUGAUGUACUGUUUGGCCACAGCUAUGCAACCCAGGUGGUUGGUGACCUUGGACACAGAUUUGAAGCCACUUCCAGUGUCCGUCAGAGUUGGCCAGGCAGUUGAUAUACUUGGAAAAGCAGGUAGUCCAAAAUCAAUCGCAGGUGGUCACGUGCAUACAACACCUGUGCUUCUGGCUUCGGGUGAAAAAGCUGAAUUGCUCCAAACUGGAGAUCAGAAUUUUGAACCCUUGUCCGAAAUUCUAGAAGGCUUCGUUAUUCUCAAAGAAAAAUCCUCGAAAUAACUUUUUCUAAGUAUAUGAUCGAAGGAAUAAUAUUGUAUCAAUCGAUUGAAGUAUGUAAUUUGUUAAGGGAGAAACAGUGAUGAUCGGAUAGUUAUUGGAUAUCGUUAUUA